AUGUGGCAGCGUUCUGGUGAGGUAGUGCUCAAUGCGGAAUCGAAACAUAAUCUAUGUUCCAAGUCACUAUUACAUAGUUUAGUAAACUCGCGUCAUAUCGGAAGUAUAAGCUCAAGCUCCUUGGAUCAGCAAAGCAAUAGUUCAAGCUUGGAAUCCAUCAAAUCAUUUACUCUGGAUGGCAACCAAGCUUUAUCUACGUCGUGUUCUGAGGACUCCUUCGAAAUGUCCAGUACAACUUCAAGACCAGCUACUGAAGAUCCUUCACAGUUGUCGCUACAGAACUUGGCAUCAAGUUUUCUCGGUCUGCAUAAUUUAAUGCAUCCAUCGAAUAUAUCACUCGAUUAUCAAGAUCGAAAAUCAUCGGAAUAUACCAGUUCAGACCAAACCUCGAAAGACAGUUUAGAACCAUGUAGUUCGCUGGGAAAAUCCAGUUCAUUGAAAAAUAUGAAUUUUUCGACAAAAACAAACCCCUUAACAUUAACAAGCUAUCAUCUCAAUGAAUUAAAUGAUGCUCAAGAAAUUUUUCGGGAUGAGGCGACUGGGAAUAGCAUUGUAAAUCGAGGUGGGGCAAGAAUGACCGAAUCACGACACUUUCACGGCGCAUGUGGUGCAUGGAAAUUUAAAAAUUUCAUUAAAAAUGAUAAAGCUUCUUUACGGGAAUAUAUCGACAAGGAGUUGGAUAAUUUAGAUACAUGCUUACCACAACUGGAUUUUAAUAAGCUGGAAGAAAAACUGAAUUGCGCAGCAAAGGAACGGUUAAUAACGGAACGGAAAUUACUUGGUGAACAGGUACGUCGCCGUUUAGCACUUCAAGUAGACCAUUACACAGCAGAACCACCGGCUUUACAUGUUUACAAGGGGCCAGCGAAGUCAAAUCUAGGAUUUCGCUUGCAGACAGCCACGAAUUUGCAAGUUUGCUAUAUUAACGGUCUGAAAGAUGAAGACGAGGAAGAAAGUUCGGAUGAUGAUUUUUCUAUGCCAAAAUCGAAAUCUGCACCGAAUUUGCAAAACUCGGUAAUCGAUGGCUCCAAUUUGAAUGCUUCUCAGUUACGUCAGGCUAUAUCAGCUAUAAAAGAAAAACGACAAGUCUUGGAAGAGGAGACGAAAAUGAUGCUCACGAAAGCAAAACAGGCUGCGAGAAUGCAGAUGGAAAUCGAGAAGAUUAACACAAAUCGAUUUACCACAGCCAUACCGCCGAAGGCUUCCAGGUUGCAGUUAUCGAAAAUGACACGUCGACAGCUUAUCGAACUAAGUGAAAAGAUUAGCAAGCGUAUUAAUGAAGAGAAUGCGGAAUUAAUGAGGCUACUAGUUGAAAAAGAUUCGCUGUAUAUGCAACAGGACUCGAUGCUUGUCGAUAUCGAAGAUAUGAUACAGCAUGAGAGCAAUUCGGAAUCGCUGAAUUUGCCCGAUUUCUUGAAGUUCGGAAUCGAAGUACAGAAAGACGAUGAAAUGGUGAAGGUACAAACUGAUUGA
This is a messenger RNA of Brugia malayi, 1473 nucleotides long. RefSeq lists its product as uncharacterized. Lineage: Eukaryota; Metazoa; Nematoda; Chromadorea; Rhabditida; Onchocercidae. Gene Ontology annotation, biological process: positive regulation of hippo signaling. The record is from RefSeq and is a predicted model, not a curated record. Gene Ontology annotation, cellular component: cell junction; plasma membrane. Bases 1 to 1473 code for a protein of 490 amino acids. The transcript is spliced from 8 exons.